AUGGACUCUUACGGUGGAGGACAAGCACGCGGAUGCUACAACUGUGGUGAUGCUUCUCACCAGGCCAGAGACUGCCCAACCAGAGGCCCUGCCAAGUGCUACAACUGCGGUGGCGAGGGACACAUGAGCCGUGAAUGCCCUGAGGGACCAAAGGACAAGACCUGUUACAAGUGCGGUCAACCUGGUCACAUCUCCCGCGAUUGCACCAACCCAGCUUCUGAGGGAGCUGGACGUGGUGGUGGUGGUGGUGGUGGGUUUGGUGGACAAGGUGGUGGCAACCAGGAAUGCUACAAGUGUUCCAAGAUCGGCCACAUUGCAAGAAACUGCCCUGAGGCUGGUGGCUACGGAGGUGGCGGUGGUGGAUAUGGAGGUCAACAAGGUGGUGGUUACGGAGGUGGUCAAGGUGGCUUUGGCGGUCGUCAAGGUGGACAGACCUGCUACUCCUGUGGCGGCUAUGGCCAUAUGUCAAGAGACUGCACUCAGGGACAAAAAUGCUACAACUGUGGCGAGGUGAUUGCCCAUCAGAGACUAGCAGCGAGCGCACUUGCUACAAGUGCAAGCAGCCUGGUCACGUUCAGGCUCAAUGCCCAAACUAAAAUCGCUCUCUUACCAUACAACAAACGAAGUGCCAAGCCUUACACCUCGCUAUAUCGAGAUUUGACUUUCUACACUUCCGAGAAGAUGCUAUGCGAAUGA
This is a messenger RNA of Glarea lozoyensis ATCC 20868, 696 nucleotides long. Its product is annotated as Retrovirus zinc finger-like protein. The record is from RefSeq and is a predicted model, not a curated record. Gene Ontology annotation, cellular component: cytoplasm. Gene Ontology annotation, biological process: positive regulation of cytoplasmic translation. The coding region runs from base 1 to 696 and encodes 231 amino acids. Lineage: Eukaryota; Fungi; Ascomycota; Leotiomycetes; Helotiales; Helotiaceae. The transcript has 9 exons. Gene Ontology annotation, molecular function: single-stranded RNA binding; mRNA binding; zinc ion binding.